This is a messenger RNA of Colletotrichum higginsianum IMI 349063, 465 nucleotides long. Its product is annotated as Integral membrane protein. The record is from RefSeq and is a predicted model, not a curated record. The transcript has 3 exons. Bases 1 to 465 code for a protein of 154 amino acids. Lineage: Eukaryota; Fungi; Ascomycota; Sordariomycetes; Glomerellales; Glomerellaceae.
AUGACAUCACCGGACGCCACCCCCGAACCCCAGCCCGCGGCCAUCAACUACGUCGCAGGCUUCCUCCUCGUCGGUCUCGCCUGGGGCUUCACGACCCCCUUCAUCCGCCGCGCCGCCAAGGACCACAACCCGCCGCCGCACCCGGUCCUCGAGUCCGACGCCGUCCGCCGGAGCUGGCUCCGCAGCCGCAUCUACGGCGCCUUCUUCGGCGUCCUCGACCUGCUGCGCAACCCGCGCUACGCCGUGCCGCUGCUCAUCAACCUGACGGGCAGCGUCUGGUUCUUCCUGCUCAUCGGGCAGGCCGAAUUGAGUUUGACGGUGCCCAUCGUCAACACCCUGGCCUUCCUCUUCACCGUCAUCGGUGACUGGUGGGUCGAGAGCAAGGUGAUUAGUCGACAGACCCUGGUCGGAAUGGUGCUGUCUCUUUCCGGGAUAGCUUUAUGUGUGCACAGCAAGACGAGGUAA